This is a messenger RNA of Peniophora sp. CBMAI 1063, 534 nucleotides long. Lineage: Eukaryota; Fungi; Basidiomycota; Agaricomycetes; Russulales; Peniophoraceae. The record is from the annotation of a GenBank genome assembly.
AUGAAGCUGACGCUCUCGACGCCUUUCCUACGCGAUACCGAGCUCGUGAACUCGCAUGGGCGGCCAGUCUACUCCAUCUCCAGCAGCCGCUUCGGCAAAACCACAACCAUCGAACGAGCGGUCGAGCACGAGACGGCUGAGGCGGAGACCGAAACGAUAGGGACCCUGCACUUCGGCUCGAUUCGUUCGGACAGAAUCGCCUUUAGGGAGGAGAAGGAGAAGAGGGUCGGAAACGAUUAUCUGUGCAAGGUGGCGGGCGCGAGCGAGUUCUCGAGGCAGAGAUCGUUCGUCGCGGGAAGCGGACAGAAAUACGAAUGGAAACCAGUGGAAGAUGACUGGCAGCUUUACGCGGAAGGAGGCUAUGGACCCGUGGCGUGGUCCUCCGCGCCCUCGCACGACUGGCAGAGCGGGGAGCAUCUGGUCACAGCCUUCGAGAUCGACGAGCACAACGUCCGCGCACAGGACGUGGAUGAGAUCGUCGUGACAUUCGUCUACAUGCAAUUGCGGCAGGAGCGAGACGUGCGUAGAUACUAG